Molecule: messenger RNA, 600 nt
Organism: Letharia columbiana
Lineage: Eukaryota; Fungi; Ascomycota; Lecanoromycetes; Lecanorales; Parmeliaceae
Exons: 3
Coding region: 1-600 (199 amino acids)
Molecular function (GO): DNA binding; cyanate hydratase activity
Source: RefSeq, a predicted model, not a curated record
AUGGCCUCUACACUCCUAAAAACCACACCAAGAGCACUGUCGAAAUUGACGCCAUUACAUCAACAACGUCUCACAUCUCUCGUAUCUUUGAACAUUGCUAGGAUGACUACCAGCGGUACUCGAGUUGCUACACUAGAUUCUUCCCUCCGUGACCGCCUCCCUGUCCAAGCCCCUACUCUUUUCGAAGCAAAAGCCGCCAAGAACCUCACCUUCGAAGACAUAGCAAAGCAGCUUGGCCGCAAUGAAGUAGCUGUUGCAGCCAUCUUCUACGGCCAAGCCCAAACAACAUCCGAAGAUGCUGAAAAGCUCGCCGACAUCCUGGGCGUGGACAAGAGCAAGCUUGGGAUGCAGUUGGCAGGCUACCCAUUCCGUGGCCAAGUCAUGGACAUGCCGCCAAAGGAGCCGUUAAUCUACCGCCUCUACGAAAUUGUACAGAACUACGGAUACGCAUACAAAGCCAUAUUGAAUGAAAAGUUUGGAGACGGGAUAAUGAGUGCUAUUUCGUUCUCGACGAAGGUCGAGAAAGAGACAGACAAGGACGGGAACAACUGGGCUAUCAUCACCCUGAGAGGCAAAUGGUUGCCUUUCUCCAGAUUCUGA